This is a messenger RNA of Candidozyma pseudohaemuli, 1365 nucleotides long. RefSeq lists its product as uncharacterized. Bases 1 to 1365 code for a protein of 454 amino acids. The transcript has 2 exons. Lineage: Eukaryota; Fungi; Ascomycota; Pichiomycetes; Serinales; Metschnikowiaceae. The record is from RefSeq and is a predicted model, not a curated record.
AUGUCGACUAGGAUCAUCCACUUUAUCGAGGACGAUUACAACCAACUUAUUGUCGAAGAAGCUUUAUCUAGGCUCAUCACCAAGAAACCUUCCCAUUAUGUCUCACACGAGGUAAGCAAGAUAAUCUGUGGAAACAAAACAUGGAACGUGACGGCGCUUCAACUUAAUGGUGCUACCAAAAUGAAAGGUGAAGAAAUGCAAGAUUCUUUUAUAAGACGGGCAAGGCGUAAGGACGGAGUUCUGGUUUUCGGCUCAGGACCCAAUUUACAUGAUGGCACUUGCAGAGUCGUAGUAUCAGUCUUCAAGAGAAAACAGCUCGACUUGAGCCAUAUUGAGUCACAUAUCAAAAACAGCUUUUGUGGGAGAGUCGAAAUGGGAAAGUCGAUUUAUGCUGCAAGGUGUCUCGAAGUCGGGGGCUCCAUCUUCCAGUAUACUCCUGCUUUUGAGUGCAAGGCAUUCACUAAAUAUUACCAUAGCGAUGCUCAAUCCAUGAAAGAGAGGACAAUUGACACAGAGGACAACUCCAUCAUCAGAGGGAAGCUUGAAGUGAAAUAUGUGCCAUUCAGUUAUAUUGGAACGAUUGAAAAAUAUAACUUGCUAUACCCAAGGCUGAAUGUCAAAAAUGACUUCUCUUUGAGGCUUGUACAGUUGAAACCUUCCUGGUGUGGGUGUAUGCUGAGUGUUAUGGCUACACGAGUGAAGGUUACUGCAAUAGAGACAACGGCAUGCAAAAUUCCCUUCAAUGAAGAGUACAGAUACCAGGAAGAAGUGCGAGAAGUCAUUCUCAAAGACGAAAGAGUCAACAUUGUGAUCAAUGAACUGGACUUGAGAGGAGACGACAGGCACUUUGAAUUGGAUUCUUCUUUGUAUUCGUGCACACUUCCCAACCUAGGCGUGACGUUCUUCUCCAGGAAUUGCAGCAGAAGGUAUGCUCUCAGAUUCAGUAUAACGCUAAUGUGUCUUGAGCAGAAGUGUACCUCCACCUUUGACGUUACCAUGGAUGUGGUAGUACCAUUGGAGGAGUACAAGAAGGAAGCCCUCUAUGUGAGAAGCAUUGAACUACCGCAGCUAAAGUAUGAGCCGUUUGAAGACUUUACGCUCAACUUAACAAACGGAUGUGCUAAGUUCCCGAAAGAGGUUUUUCCGGGCAUUCUGCCUCCUUUCAAGCCUACUUCUGUGACAAGCCAAAGCCUGUGCCACACCAUAAUAUGUAUCCGGCUUGAGGUCAAAACGUUCUUUUCUUCUGCAGAAUCCGUGGAACUAAUUGAGGAAUUGGUUGUUCCCGGUGACUACGAAGCUUUGGUAGAAAGCUCCCUGCUUCCACCGUACGUGGAGGUGGAUGAGAAGAGAACUGUUGUGGAGUGA